Messenger RNA from Pisolithus orientalis, 1973 nucleotides. RefSeq names its product major facilitator superfamily domain-containing protein. Gene Ontology annotation, cellular component: membrane. The record is from RefSeq and is a predicted model, not a curated record. Lineage: Eukaryota; Fungi; Basidiomycota; Agaricomycetes; Boletales; Pisolithaceae. The coding region runs from base 495 to 1973 and encodes 492 amino acids. The transcript is spliced from 12 exons. Gene Ontology annotation, molecular function: nitrite transmembrane transporter activity; nitrate transmembrane transporter activity. Gene Ontology annotation, biological process: nitrate transmembrane transport; nitrite transport.
GAAGGCAAAAAAGCACUCCCACGAAGAAACUUAUCACCGUAAUAUCUCCUCUGCGGCACAAUCUAAACUUAGGUGUGGGGAAUCAAAACUUCGAUCCGUCGAAUACCUUCAAGGGAUAUGUCGGACCGCGAGCGCGAUUUCCGUUCAUCCGCACAGGUUGACCAUGGUUCCUUCGGAACCCAGUUGCAUUCGAAUUUUUUUUUCUAGUCUCACCGUCUCACGACCUUAUCUUCGGACGUUUCCCUUUCCUUAUCAUUGCUGUGGCCCCACUGACAGUACCCGUGUCGCUCAUUAAGGGGAGCCAUCCUUAUCUCUGACAUGUCUCCUGGUCGCGCCAGAUCCAGGCUGCAUGCACAUAUCUCUGCAAUGCCGUAAGUGGACGUCGCCACAACAUGAUAACACCAUGUUGGACCUCUCCGCUAUAAAGCGCCAUAAAAUACAAACAUGGAAACAGAGGCCUAACGAAUUCUCUCGAAGAAGCAGAUCAGACCAACAUGGCGUCCUUGAUUUCCCCCAGAAUCAACCUCAAGGAUGUCGUUGUUAAUCCUGCCAAUUUGAAGUGCUCGUCUUUACCAUUGUUCUCUCUGCGAAAUCAAUAUUCCGUCAACUUCCAUCUCUCUUGGCUAGGAUUUUUCGUGGCUUUUCUUUCUUGGUUUGCCUUUGCCCCCCUCGUUCCAGACGUAAUCAAACAAGAUCUUCAACUGACUUCUGCGCAAGUCGGCAACUCCAACGUGGUCUCACUAUGCGCAACACUUCUUGUGCGGGUCAUCGCUGGGCCACUGGUUGAUCGAUUUGGCCCACGUAAGGUCAUGGCUGGUUUGCUUAUAUGUGGCGCCAUCCCUUCGGGCCUGGCUGGAACUGCACACACAGCGAGCGGGCUCUACAUUGUUCGUUUUUUCAUCGGUAUUCUAGGGGGCACUUUCGUGGCAUGCCAGGCUUGGACCACGGCGUUUUUCGACAAAAAUGUAGUUGGAACUGCGAACGCUCUGGCAGGCGGGUGGGGCAAUGCAGGCGGCGGAUUCACGUUCAUCGUUAUGAUUGCUCUGUAUAACUCCUUGAUUUCAGAUGGACUCACACCACAUGUGGCGUGGCGUGCGGCGUUUGCAAUCGUACCAGUGCCUUUCCUCCUGACUGUUGCAGCCGCCACUCUGGUAUUUGGGACGGAUCACCCUGCUGGCAGGUGGAGUGACCGACACAAGGCCAUCGCGCAUGGAAUCAAAGAUGCAGAUGCACUCCCCGCUUCUCACGAGCAUAAAGACGAUGCGAUCAAAAAAGAGGGUUCCAGUGACAUUCAGGUUACCGUAUCCGCUGUUCAGGCUCUGGAAUCUGAACUAGACUUCGCUGUGAACGAGCCAGUCACAUGGGCGCUUGCAGUGAAGGUCAUCGCUAGACCUUUGACUUGGUUGCCGGCGCUAGCGUACCUCACAACUUUUGGCUACGAGCUAGCCAUCGACGCUAACCUGGCGAAUGUGUUGUUUACCCUUUACAAGUCGCCUACAUUCGGGCAAACUAAAGCUGGAUAUAUCGCAUCUAUCUUCGGUUUCUUGAACGUCCUCACCCGCCCCUUAGGUGGAUACUUUGGUGACUUGAUUUACGAAAGAUUCGGCGUUCCGGGAAAGAAGUACCUCCUGAUAAUCCUAGGCGUCACGCAAGGAUUAUUAUCCAUCGGUCUUGGGUUGUAUAUCGACAACAACCAACACCCUUCGUUGACAAUCUUAAUUGUCUUCCUCAUUUUGGCCGCUUUCGUCUGCGAAGCUGCUAACGGUGUUAAUUUUUCCCUGGUACCCCACUGCAACCCUUCUAAUAGCCUACAGAGUGGCAUUGUAGGGGGUAUGGGAAACUUCGGAGGCAUCGUGUUUGCUAUGAUUUUCCGAUUCCAACCUGCUCCCCUUGGCAAGGCGUUCUGGAUUUCUGGGAUUAUUGCCGUGGUUAUCAAUCUGUUCAUCACGGUUAUUCGCGUGCCACGGGUCUGA